AUGAGACGAUCAGCAGCACCAAGUCAGUUGCAAGGGAAUCCCUUCAAAAAACCAAAGUUUAUAUCACCAGCAAGAAGUCAUCCAAGUCCUAAUGAAGAGGUUGCAAAACUGAAUUCAGAUAUAAAGUUAUUUGAGGUUGCUGCAAAUAAGAAUAAUUUUCUCCAGCCACAAAAUGAUCCCAGAACAUGCAAUUUUAAUUUGCCUACUAAAGAAUGUACUAAAGGAAUUAAUCAUGGGGAUAGUUACAGGGAAAAAUAUUGUUUGGAAGCAUCUACAAAGACAACAUUAGACCUCCAUCAUACAGUUCAUUCAGCCCCUAAAGAAAUAACAGUGUCUAAGGGACAAGAAGAGAAACCUGAUAGCCUAGUUAAAUAUUUCAGUGUUGUUUGGUGUAAAGCGUCAAAGAAAAAACACAAAAAGUGGGAAGGUGAUGCUGUUCUUAUUGUAAAAGGAAAGUCAUUUACCUUAAAAGAUUUGGAAGGCAAAGACAUUGGAAGAGGCACUGUAUAUAAAUUGAAAGAGCUUGAAAAGAUUGAAGAGGGUCAAACAAUGAUGAUUGGUGGAAAAGAAAUAGAAGUCAUGGGUAUCAUCUCUCCAGAUGAUUUCAACAGUGGAAGAUGUUUUCAGUUUGGAGGAGGAUGUUCUGCUGUCUUAAGUUCUUCUCAAGCUGCCAAGAAGUGUUUGUCUAACCCUUUCAAAAGUGUCUGUAAAGUCAGUUCAAAGGAAAAUAAACAGAACAGUUUCCAAAAUUGCAAACCACGCCAUGACCCAUAUGCGCCAAAUUCCCUUGUUAUGCUCCGACCAGAUAAGAAUCACCAGUGGCUGUUCAAUAAGAACUGUUUUCCUGUUGUGGAUGUAGUGAUAGAUCCUCACCUUGUAUAUUACCUUCGACCACAUCAGAAAGAAGGGAUCAUAUUCCUUUAUGAAUGUGUGAUGGGAAUGAGGGUGAAUGGCAGAUGUGGAGCUAUUCUUGCCGAUGAAAUGGGUUUAGGGAAAACACUGCAAUGUAUUUCGCUUAUCUGGACCCUACAGUGUCAGGGACCCUAUGGAGGCAAGCCAGUAGUAAAGAAGACACUUAUUGUCACACCCGGAAGCUUGGUGAAUAAUUGGAGGAAAGAAUUCCAAAAAUGGCUAGGAAUCGAAAGGAUCAAGAUAUUUACUGUUGAUCAGGACCACAAAAUAGAAGAAUUCACCAAAUCUCCAUUUUAUUCUGUUCUUAUCAUCAGUUAUGAAAUGUUACUUCGUUCCCUGGAUCAGAUUAAGAGUGUAAAAUUUGAUCUUCUAAUUUGUGAUGAAGGGCAUCGUUUGAAGAACAGUACCAUUAAGACAACUACAGCCCUCAUUAGCCUCUCCUGUGAGAAAAGGAUAAUUUUAACUGGUACUCCAGUUCAGAAUGAUCUCCAAGAAUUUUUUACAUUAAUUGAUUUUGUAAAUCCAGGAAUAUUAGGCUCUUUGUCAGCUUAUAGAAAAAUAUAUGAAGAACCCAUUAUUAUAUCAAGACAACCUUCUGCUUCUGAGGAAGAAAGGGAGUUAGGAGAGCAAAGAGCAGCUGAACUUACUUGCCUCACUGGACUCUUCAUCCUUAGAAGAACCCAAGAAGUCAUAAAUCAAUAUCUCCCUCCUAAAAUUGAGAAUGUAGUCUUUUGCCGACCAGGAGCCCUACAGAUUGCACUUUAUAGAAAACUGUUAAAUUCUCAGGCCGUCAGAUUCUGUCUUCAAGGAUUGUUGGAAAAUACUUCUCAUUUAAUAUGUAUCGGAGCUCUUAAAAAACUGUGCAAUCACCCCUGCCUUUUGUUCGGCUCAAUAAAGGAAAAAGAAAGCAACUCAACUUGGGAUGAGAGUGAAGAAAGAAAUCUCUAUGAAGGCUUGAUCAAUGUGUUCCCUGCUGAUUACAACCCGACCAUGUUUACAGAGGAAGAGUCCGGAAAACUGCAGGUGCUGUCAAAGCUCUUAGCUGUUAUCCGCGAACUUCGUCCUGCUGAAAAAGUCGUGUUGGUAUCCAACUAUACACGAACCCUGGAUAUUUUACAAGAAGUCUGCAAGCGUCAUGGAUAUGCUUAUACAAGACUUGAUGGACAGACCCCAAUCUCUCAAAGGCAGAAAAUUGUUGAUGGCUUUAAUAGUAAAUACUCUUCUGAUUUUAUUUUUUUGUUAAGUUCAAAAGCUGGUGGUGUGGGGCUUAACCUUAUUGGAGGAUCUCACUUAAUCCUCUAUGACAUUGAUUGGAAUCCAGCUACUGAUAUCCAGGCAAUGUCUAGAGUGUGGAGAGAUGGUCAGAAGCACCCUGUACAUAUUUACAGACUCCUAACCACAGGUACAAUAGAGGAAAAGAUCUAUCAAAGACAGAUCAGUAAGCAGGGUCUUUCUGGGGCAGUUGUAGACCUAUCCAAGACAUCUGAUCAUAUUCAGUUUUCAGUGGAAGAACUUAAAAAUUUGUUCACAUUGCAUGAAAGUUCACAUUGUGUUACUCAUGACCUGCUUGACUGUGACUGUACAGGAGAAAAUCAUACAGGUGAUUCAUUGGAAAAACUCCCUGUGUCUAGAAAUUGUCAGCUUGGUCCACAUCAACAGAAGUCUGAUUCCCUGAAACCUCUCUCUAUGUCACAACUGAAGCAAUGGAAACAUUUUCCUGGAGAUCAUUUAAAUCUUACAGAUCCUUUUCUUGAAAGAAUAAGAGAAAAUGUAUCAUUCUUUUUUCAAAAUAUAACCAAUCAAACUAUUGCUAUAUAA
Molecule: messenger RNA, 2730 nt
Organism: Budorcas taxicolor (takin)
Lineage: Eukaryota; Metazoa; Chordata; Mammalia; Artiodactyla; Bovidae
Gene: RAD54B
Product: RAD54 homolog B
Exons: 14
Coding region: 1-2730 (909 amino acids)
Biological process (GO): double-strand break repair via homologous recombination; reciprocal meiotic recombination
Cellular component (GO): nucleus
Molecular function (GO): ATP binding; DNA translocase activity; ATP-dependent chromatin remodeler activity
Source: RefSeq, a predicted model, not a curated record